Messenger RNA from Phanerochaete carnosa HHB-10118-sp, 1241 nucleotides. RefSeq lists its product as uncharacterized. NCBI's taxonomy places the organism in Eukaryota, Fungi, Basidiomycota, Agaricomycetes, Polyporales, Phanerochaetaceae. The transcript is spliced from 8 exons. The coding region runs from base 58 to 1167 and encodes 369 amino acids. Gene Ontology annotation, molecular function: nucleotide binding. The record is from RefSeq and is a predicted model, not a curated record.
CUCUCACGCAUUGCUGGCCGCAGGAGGUGAGGAAUACGAAACCAGUGAUAUAUCCUCAUGGCAUCGUCGCCGUUCACUCUUCGCUGGGGUGUUAUUGCCACAGGCUGGAUCUCACAGCAGUUCGUGAAGGAUGCGCUCUUAGACCCCGCGACCCGAGAUGUGCACGACGUCAGGCACGUUGUGGCAGCGGUUGGCUCCCGCAAUGUCGAGAGCGCAAAGAAGUUCAUUGAAGUGUACGCGAAGGAUGAUAGCAGUAUCAAGGCGUACGGAACGUACGAAGAAGUCUGUGCUGACCCUGACGUCGACGCCGUCUACAUAGGCACGCCGCAUACCUUCCACUACGAGAACGCUCGGAGUGCACUGCUGAAUGGCAAACACGUCCUUUGUGAGAAGGCGACGACGUCGAACGCAGCAGAAUUACGCGAUUUACUGAAACUCGCAAAGGAGAAGAACUUAUUCUUCAUGGAAGCGCUGUGGACCCGUUUCCAGCCUCUCACGCUGGAAAUUAAGCGAAUUGCGGAAGAUGGAAGCCUGGGACUGCCUGUCGUGCUCCAUGCGGAUCUGUCUAGUGACUUCGACAUCGAGAAUAUUCCAAAGACCCACAGAAUUCUGGAUCCAAGGCUCGGAGGAGGGGCUCUAUUGGACCUCGGGCCUUACCCAGUGGCUUGGGCAGUCAUUGCCCUCUAUGAACACCCGAAAAACAACAAGGCCCGCCCAACUAGUGUCACUGGGUCCAUUGUCAAGACUCCGCUGACCGGCGUUGACAGCAGCACGUCCAUCACGCUCACCUUCAGCGAGACACUGCAGGCGCAGGCCAUUUUGAGCUGCAACAUCCUCGUGCCCUCGCCCACACCCGCUGUGACAAUUCGCUACCAGGGCGGCAACAUCCUUAUCCACCCGCCCAUCUUCAAGCCGCCGUCAUUCACCGUGCAGUACUUUGACAAGCCCGGCAGCGGUAACAUCGUACGCGAGGUGACACAGAAGAGCAAUAUCCCUGGCGGCGGAUGGCAUUACCAGAUAGACGAGGCCGUGAGGUGUAUCAGGGACGGCAGGAUCGAAAGUGAGAUUUGGAGUCACGACAAGAGCCUCUUGCUUAUGGACAUCUUCGAUGCGGUCCGCAAACAAGGGGGAUACGAGCUGCCAGAAGGCGUCGAGAAAGUGCGGUAAAGAGAAGCUUUAUUGUAACAACCUGAUGCACAACACAUGAUAAGCGUUCGGCAUGAGACGCGUCGUAUAUGAAC